Messenger RNA from Nicotiana tabacum (common tobacco), 453 nucleotides. RefSeq lists its product as uncharacterized. The record is from RefSeq and is a predicted model, not a curated record. NCBI's taxonomy places the organism in Eukaryota, Viridiplantae, Streptophyta, Magnoliopsida, Solanales, Solanaceae.
AUGUCCGGUUAUGCAAAAAUGAUGAAGGACUUGAUGUCUCGUAAGUUCGACUUCCAAGACUUGGAAACUGUCACGUUGACAAAAACUUGUAGUGUUGUUAUGUCAAGACCUAUAGCUGAGAAGUUAUCUGACCUUGGAAGCUUCACAAUUCCAUGCACCAUAGGUAGCUAUGCAUUUGCCAAAGCAUUGUGUGAUUUGGGAGCAAGUAUAAAUCUGAUGCCAUUGUCUAUCUAUAAAAAGUUAGGCAUUGGAAGAGCACGGCCCACAUCCAUGUUACUGCAGCUAGCUGACCGGACGAUGAAAAGACCAUCAGGUAUACUUGACGAUGUACUUGUGAAAGUUGGAAAUUUCGUGUUUCCAACAGAUUUUGUCAUUUUGGACUGCAAGGUAGAUGAGGAGAUUUCCAUAAUUUUAGGAAGGCCGUUCUUAGCCAUAGGGGAGAGCUCUGAUUGA